AUGUGGGAGUUCAGGUCGAUGUUGUUUUGGCGGGCGGUGUUCGCGGAGUUCUUCGGCACCAUGUUCUUCGUGUUCUUCGGGCUGGGCGCGGCGCUGCGCUGGACCACGGGGCCCCACCACAUCAUGCACGUGGCCCUCUGCUUCGGUCUGGCCGCCGCCACGCUCAUCCAGUCCAUCGGCCACAUCAGCGGGGGCCACAUCAACCCCGCCGUCACAUUCGCCUACCUGAUCGGCUCGCAGAUGUCCCUGUUCCGCGCCUUCUUCUACUGGGCCGCCCAGCUGCUGGGGGCCAUGGCCGGGGCCGCCGUGCUCUACGGGGUCACGCCACACAACAUGCGGGGCACCCUGGCCCUCAACACGCUACAGCCCGGUGUUAGCGUGGGCAUGGCCACCACGGUGGAGGUGUUCCUCACCCUGCAGCUGGUGGUGUGCGUCUUCGCCGUCACCGACGACCGCCGCAACGGCCGCAUGGGCUCAGCCGCCCUCGCCAUCGGCUUCUCCGUCACCAUCGGCCACCUGAUGGGGAUGGCCUACACCGGAGCCGGGAUGAACCCCGCCAGGUCUUUCGCCCCUGCUGUGAUGGUCAGGAACUUUAUGAAUCACUGGGUGUACUGGGUGGGCCCCAUGAUCGGAGGCGCCAUGGGGGCGCUGUUGUACGACUUCAUGCUCUUCCCUCGCAUGCGGGGCCUGGCCGAAAGACUGGCAACCCUGAAGGGCAACAGGCCCCCAGAGUCGGAGGGCCAGCAGGACCCCCGCGGGGACCCCAUCGAGCUGAAGACCCAGGCCCUAUAA
Molecule: messenger RNA, 792 nt
Organism: Conger conger (European conger)
Lineage: Eukaryota; Metazoa; Chordata; Actinopteri; Anguilliformes; Congridae
Product: lens fiber major intrinsic protein-like
Exons: 4
Coding region: 1-792 (263 amino acids)
Biological process (GO): transmembrane transport
Cellular component (GO): plasma membrane
Molecular function (GO): water channel activity
Source: RefSeq, a predicted model, not a curated record